Parasteatoda tepidariorum (common house spider) is the source of this 441-nucleotide messenger RNA. RefSeq lists its product as uncharacterized. The record is from RefSeq and is a predicted model, not a curated record. Lineage: Eukaryota; Metazoa; Arthropoda; Arachnida; Araneae; Theridiidae.
AUGAUGGAGUUGAUCGAUUGCAGUAAAAACUAUUAUAACAUCGUGCAACAUGGGGUUCACAUGAACCUUAAUGUAGCACUCAAUGGCUUUGUAACGCCACCUCGACGACCUAUGAAAGGUAGCAACAGACGAAUGUCUAUGCCUGCUGAUUCCCAUCUUAAAUAUCAAACUCCGCAGACAGCUAAGACGCCAGAAAAUCUUAGUAGAUCACUUCCAAAGCAAGGUUCCGUUGAUCGGAUCAGUCCGUCCAGGAUGUCGCCCAGUUAUUUGCAAGGUAAAGGAUUUUAUGCGGGGGCCAAGUUCGGGGAAAGGCCUCUCCCUACGGAGUUGCCCAGCCCUCCCAACCACUGGGUCAGUGGAAACAAGGAAUGGGGAUCAAAGGAACAGAGCUGCAUUGAAAUGACCAAUACUUUAAAAGUCUUACUAAAGGUCCAGUCAUAA